CACCCCCCAAAACUCCCCUCCACCCUGUCGCUGGGAUUGACAGGACGCUUGAAGGAGCAGUGCCCCACAAAGCCGAAAGCGGAGAGAAAAAAGGAGCUAGGCGAAACUUGGAUGAGAGAGGGCUGGGAGGGGACAGCGAGCGUUGCAUCAUAUUGAUAUAGACAUUAAAAUAUACGAAAAUUGUCUAUUUGCACCUUAAACCCUUGGCUCGCUGGUCCACCCUCACGUGCGCGGCUGCUCCAGAUUCUGCUCGCGCUUGUGUGUGCUGACCGGGGCGCGCGCUCUUUUGCCAGUGUGUGCUGCUGUGAGACGACCGACCGAACCCAGGUGCGACCGACUGACAGUCUUUGAACAGAGAGGAUGGCUGACAGGGAGCAACUGAUCCAAAGAGCCCGUUUGGCGGAGCAGGCGGAGCGCUAUGACGAUAUGGCCUCUGCGAUGAAACUGGUCACAGAGCUGAAUGAGCCGUUGUCCAAUGAAGACCGCAACCUGCUCUCCGUGGCCUACAAGAACGUGGUGGGUGCUCGACGGUCAUCCUGGCGCGUAAUAUCCAGCAUAGAGCAGAAGACGGCGGCGGAUGGCAAUGAGAAGAAGCUUGAACUGGUGCGUGUCUACCGAGAGACCGUCGAGAAGGAGCUGGAAUCCGUGUGCCAGGAUGUUCUGACCCUGCUGGACCAGUACCUCAUCAAGAACUGCGACGAGACCCAGUUAGAGAGCAAAGUCUUCUACCUGAAGAUGAAAGGCGACUACUACCGGUACCUGGCCGAGGUGGCCACCGGCGAAAAGAGGGCCUCUGCCGUAGAAUCAUCCGAAGGGGCCUACAAGGAGGCCUUCGACAUCAGCAAGGGCAUGCCGGCCACCCAUCCCAUCCGCUUGGGCCUGGCGCUCAACUUCUCCGUGUUCUAAUACGAGAUCCAGAAUGCGCCCGACAAGGCCUGCCAGCUCGCCAAGGAGGCCUUCGAUGACGCCAUCGGCCACCUGGACAAUCUGAACGAGGACUCCUAUAAGGACUCCACGCUCAUCAUGCAGCUUCUGCGGGACAACCUCACCCUGUGGACCAGCGACCAGCAGGACAGCGAAGGAGGGGACACCAACAACUGAGAGACCGGCCGCAUCUGUGCUCACUCCUAGCUGCAGUAGCACCCGUCUGUCCCAUCCACGAUGUCUUCUCGACUGCUUUAUCUUAUUUCUCUCUUUCGUCUCCCCACUCCUCUCUUUAUUCUACCUUCUUUCUUGUCUCUUUGUGAUGCCUAGAUGCUCUUCUUUGGUUCCUCAGGGCUGCACUUUAGACCCUUUUAUAGUUCUUUCUUCAUGUAGGUCUCUUCUACCUCUUUUCCACCGACAGGGUGCUGGUGCUCGAUCGUGUAAAUUUUAUCACUUGGUAUAAGGACGCUGAAUCUUUAGAUGAGAUGAUCUGGUAACGUGGUCCAUUACAUCAUCACAAUCAAUCUGUCAAGUCAGCACCGGCACGUUUUCUGUGAAAAAUUGGUAUUUGUGUUUUGAUUUCGAAUCUCCCUUUCUCUGUUUUUCUUACCUGUUCUUCUUCCCUUUGAUGAGUCUAAAAAAUAGCCUACUGGUCUCCACGUGACAAUUACUUAUUGUGUACUUGUAAGGACUUGAUCUUUGUAGAAACUCUGUAACACCGAAUGAGGUCUUCAGUACGUGGCACAGUACAGUGCAAAUGUUCCACCAUCUUACCAGUUACAUUCUGCAUCACUUGACCUUGACCUGUACCACCUCCAUCACUGCUUAGAUGUGUUUGUCUGUCGUUCCUCCAUGAAGCUCACCUAAGCUUGUAAACCCUGCUAGCCCUGUGAAUUGUGUGUAUGUCUGCUGAUCUCAGAACAGCAAGUCAUCAUCCAGUAAGUGGGGGGCACGCUGUUAUGAGACGCAGUGAUUCAAGAGUCUUUUGAUUAGGAUUACAAAUGCAAGGUUAUGACAGACAUUAGGUUAUGCAAGGUUAUGACAUUAAAGACAUCGCCUACCAUGGGAA
This is a messenger RNA of Triplophysa rosa, 1993 nucleotides long. RefSeq names its product tyrosine 3-monooxygenase/tryptophan 5-monooxygenase activation protein, eta polypeptide (gene ywhah). Gene Ontology annotation, cellular component: cytoplasm. The transcript has 2 exons. The record is from RefSeq and is a predicted model, not a curated record. Gene Ontology annotation, biological process: signal transduction. Lineage: Eukaryota; Metazoa; Chordata; Actinopteri; Cypriniformes; Nemacheilidae.